CAGAAAGGCAUGAUAAUCAAAUGGGCCAUCCUAGGCAGUCUCUUCGCCUUCUUCAUGCUCUGGUUCAUCGGCGGCUACAUCCACGCAAAGCGGCGUCUAAAAGCCGGCAAGCCUCUACUCGCAUACCACCGCUUCCUCGUCUCCUGGCAAGAGCGCAAACGCUACGGCCAAACCCCCCAAAACCACUUCACCUUCUACGCAACCCAAAAUCCCUAUCAGACCCGGCCGCCCUACCAGCAACGCCAGGACGGCUCCUGGCCCGAGCCACCGCCCAUGUACAACGGCGGCGAUGCGCCACCGCAGUACUUCGCGCCGCCGGGCGCCACGAAAGUGAACCCCAAUCAAAGCGGCCAGCAGAUGGAGAUGCCGCAGUAUGGAGCGCCGGUGGCGCAGGGGCCGCAGCAGAAUGGUGUUGUCGGUGGUAAUGGUGGUAAUGGGGGAGAUGUUGAACAGGGGGGCAGUCAGGCGCUACCGCCUAGGCCGCCGCAGAAGGCGAAGGCGGUGUUGAAGGGGUUUACGGAUCGGUUUAGGAAGUAG
This is a messenger RNA of Macroventuria anomochaeta, 537 nucleotides long. RefSeq lists its product as uncharacterized. The annotation marks the transcript as partial. The record is from RefSeq and is a predicted model, not a curated record. NCBI's taxonomy places the organism in Eukaryota, Fungi, Ascomycota, Dothideomycetes, Pleosporales, Didymellaceae. The transcript is spliced from 2 exons.